AUGAAAAACUCCCAGGGGAGGGACUAUAACUCGGUCAGGAUGGUCCAGAAGUAUCGGGAGGGAUGCCGGGUGCCAGGAGGCAGCCCCGAGCUGGUGCAGCUCUGGAAUGACAUUCACUACUGUCUGCUCAUGAGGAGGCUUGGCGUGGCCCUGCUGACCCCCGUGCAGAAGUUCAGGUGCAGGAAGAGGAACCCACCGCCUCCCUCCCUCUGCCCUGACGGCCUCAAGAGCCGGAACUUCCCCAGAGAAGUUCGCCAGAAGCUGCAGGACUUUGCCUCGAGAGUGAGCGCCAACCCCAGCAAGGCCCAGCGGGAGGACCUGGCCUCGGAGACGUGCUUGACCGUGGAGCAGGUCACCAACUGGUUUGCCAAUUACCGGCGGCGCCAGAGGGCCCUUGUGCAGCGUGCAGCGCCAGCCCAAGACGCGGUGGACAACCCCAGCGCGACGGAGGCAGGUCCACGCCCUCUGCAGCCUGUAGGCCACCCCCACCUUGGCUUUAGGUGUGUGGACAGGCCUCAGUGGUCAGCAGGACCUGAGGAAGGUGGGCCUGUACAGACCCAGGAGGCCACCCAAGGGCCGUGGGAGCCCCUGGCCCCGACCCCGGACUUCUCUGGAGAUGGGACUAUGCCACAAUCACUGGCUUCCGGGUCUCUGCAAGGUGGUGAGAGGUACCGGGGACCUGGCCACGGUCCUGCCGCUCUCCCCACUGUCCGCCCUAGCCCGGGCCUCUGCCCUCUGGCUGCUGGCAACGACACACUGGACCCCUCUCUGGCUGCCCCCAAGUCAUGGCUGAUGUCCCAUGCACUGGCGUCCUCCAAGGAAGAUCCCCUCCAGACUGGGCAGCUGGUCCGCGGUCUUGGGGUGGACUUGGCCAUGCACCCUCCUGAUGCUGCUGUGGCUGCGUCCAUCGCUGCCCCCAGUGAGCCCAGCCCCACAGGAUUUGCUGACCCUCCCAGCGUCAACCCCCAGAGCACGUACCUGCAGGAAGGUCCAGGCACCAGCGGUGGCCGGGCAGAGGGACUGGCGCGUGGCUUCCUGAUGACACAGCCCCCAGCGCAGGCUCCCAAAUUCAUCCUUGCCCAGAGCACCCCGGAGCUGGCCCCAGCCCCGCCUGCCUUUCCUGGCCCCUUGCCUGCCGUGGAGCUGAGCCAGCCCCUGCCCUCUGGCCAGGUGCUGUGUCCUGAUGGCCAGGCCUCCAGUGACGCCUGCUGGGGAGCCAGGAUGCCCCUUGAGCAUUCAGGGGGCAGCCUGGGCUGAGCUGCCCUUCAGGAGCCCGGCCGGUGCCCCAGGGGGAGCAUGUGUGGACAUCCAGCAACACAAGUUUCAGAGCCUUGUCCCCACUGGAGGGAGGUCCCCAGAGUCCCCUGGGGUCCUGCUGAGAAGCACC
This is a messenger RNA of Camelus dromedarius (Arabian camel), 1387 nucleotides long. RefSeq names its product anomalous homeobox protein-like. Lineage: Eukaryota; Metazoa; Chordata; Mammalia; Artiodactyla; Camelidae. Gene Ontology annotation, biological process: skeletal muscle fiber development; regulation of transcription by RNA polymerase II; regulation of skeletal muscle cell proliferation. Gene Ontology annotation, molecular function: RNA polymerase II cis-regulatory region sequence-specific DNA binding; DNA-binding transcription factor activity, RNA polymerase II-specific. Gene Ontology annotation, cellular component: transcription regulator complex; nucleus. The record is from RefSeq and is a predicted model, not a curated record.